AUGACAUCCUCGAUGGGCCUUGCAACUCUUAGAGUUGCCUCUCAAGUGCUCUGCGUUGCGUCGCCGGUAUUCCGCGUGAUGCUUGGUACCUCUUCGUCCUUCAAAGAAGCCUGUGAACUUCGGGAAAAAGCCGGUAGCUCUCUGCUCUAUCAUCUUACCCUUGAUGAGGAUUGCCCAGAGGCUAUGGGCAUUAUUCUCCUAGCUCUGCACUGCCAAAAUGACCGUGUACCCAGGAAGCUAAGUUUCGAGAAAUUACACAGCUUAGCAGUCGUAUGUGAUAAAUAUGACUGUGCCGCUGGGGUAUCGCCGUGGGUAGACAUAUGGGUAGCACCAUGGAAACGUCGUGCCGAUACCGAAGGAUAUGAGCGGUGGUUAUUUAUAGCCUGGGUCUUUGAUGUAUAUGAUGUGUUCAAGGAUCUUUCAUGGAAAUUCAUAUUCGAGGGAUAUGGCUCGACCUCUGUUCCUGGGGGUUUAGCGAUUGGGGUGGGCAUUUGUUUAGAUAUGCUUAUGUUACCAGAGCCUAUCGUGAGUGCGAUAAAGGAAAAGAGAAUAGGGUGCAUCAAAUCUAUGACUCAAGCUCUGUUUUCUUGCCGGGAACGGUACUUAAUCCCUUGGGGAUCAAAGGGCAUGUGCAAGAGGACACCAUAUGACUCAAGUUGUGAUGCACUGGUUCUUGGUAGCCUGAUGAAAGGAUGUUCAAUGGAAUCGAAAGUCUCCAGAUCGAAAUCCCCCCGUCCAAAGCGUUGUCUAGUCACAAGGAUCUAUGUGACCCUCUCCCUCAACUUUUUCGGAUUGAUCUUGGGCUGGCUACCUCGGGAGAUUGUUCCCGGCUCGGACGACAAGAAAAAUUGA
Molecule: messenger RNA, 852 nt
Organism: Morchella importuna
Lineage: Eukaryota; Fungi; Ascomycota; Pezizomycetes; Pezizales; Morchellaceae
Exons: 5
Coding region: 1-852 (283 amino acids)
Source: RefSeq, a predicted model, not a curated record